Oncorhynchus tshawytscha (Chinook salmon) is the source of this 1513-nucleotide messenger RNA. Its product is annotated as solute carrier family 25 member 45. Gene Ontology annotation, cellular component: mitochondrion. Gene Ontology annotation, molecular function: transmembrane transporter activity. The record is from RefSeq and is a predicted model, not a curated record. Gene Ontology annotation, biological process: transmembrane transport. The transcript is spliced from 7 exons. Lineage: Eukaryota; Metazoa; Chordata; Actinopteri; Salmoniformes; Salmonidae. The coding region runs from base 181 to 1059 and encodes 292 amino acids.
CCAGCAAAACCCUACCCUAGAAAAAUGAAUCAAAGACGAUUUGCCUUGAGAUAUAGUACUUUGUAGGCAGUCAUACAAUAGUGCGGUCGAUGAAGAAAGUAUAAUGCUCCGAUAUAACUUGUGUUGGUGUGUAUUCUACGAUGAGGUAACGCUCAAAUCAGUGUGAUCAAGCAACUGAGCAUGCUGUUUGUGGAAUUCAUAGCAGGAUGCCUUUCAGGAGCAGUAGGGUUGGCUUUUGGUCAUCCAAUGGACACAGUGAAGGUGCGUCUGCAGACCCAGGUUAAAUACAAGGGGAUUUGUGACUGUGUGGCUAGGACAUACACUCGUGAAGGGAUCCCUGGGUUCUUCAAGGGCAUGACAUUUCCUGUCCUGACUACUGGCAUCACCAACGCUGUGGUCUUUGGUUCCUAUAGCAAUGCUUUAGACUGCCUCACCCAGUCCCAACGGAAUGACCGAAUCCAAGGCAACCCUGCCUCGGCAUCAGCAGUCUUCGCAGCUGGCUGUUUCUCAGGUCUGGCACAGGUGGUGGUUACUGCGCCUGUUGACCUGGUGAAGGUACGCUUGCAGUCCCAGACCAAGGGCUGGGCUGGGGUCGGUGGUGACGGGUAUCGAGGUCCCACUCACUGUGUGACUGUCAUCCUGAGGGAGGAGGGGCCAAGGGGAUUGUUUCGAGGGGGGUUGGCUCUUACCCUGAGAGAUGUACCCUGCUAUGGAAUUUACUUCUUGCCUUACGAAAUCACCUGCAGGUUUCUGACGGAAGAAGGCAAACGGCCAGGCACAUUUGCAGUAUUGAUGGCGGGUGGGGUGGCAGGCGUGGUGACGUGGGCCUUUGCCACGCCCAUGGAUGUGGUGAAAGCGCGGCUGCAGAUGUCCGGUGCUGGGGGCCGGGUGUACCAGGGGGUCCUGCACUGCAUGAGUGUGAGUCUGAAGGAGGAGGGGGUGAGAGUGUUCUUUAAGGGGCUCCUCCUGAACAGCCUGAGGGCCUUCCCUGUCAACGCAAUCACCUUCCUCAGCUAUGAGAGCCUGAUGCGUUUUCUCACCCGGCCGUCUGCAGACUGACCACAAGACUAUAUGCAUCUCCUGGAUACACUCCGGUCGUAUCAAAUGAUGGAAAGAAUAGCAACAUUGGAUGGGCAAACCAUUAUGUGAAAUGAACUGGUAUAUACAGUAUACCUUAGCAUGCUAUACUCAGAAUUAUAUCUUCUAAACUGGAGUUUCACACUUUGUGUUAUCCUCAAUGUGGGCACUCAGACAGGGCUCAUGAUGCUGUUUUAGUAGGACACAGUGCUGUGAUAUCAUAGGGUGUCACCAUACUUAUGGAUGCAAACUGUCAUACAGCAUCACCUCUCACAGAUCUAUGGUACCAUCAGUAUUUUAUAUCAUGAGACAACAAAACCUUGAAUAUGAAAAACACCUGGAAACCAAAUGUUUAUACCAAGACAUGGUGUAUUUAUGUACGAACUUCAUAGCCUUCAUUUAUAAUAACUUUUUAAUAAACAAAAUAUGAAGCAAA